AUGUGCACAGCUGCUUUUCGUGUUUCUCACCCAGUCGCUUGUGUGUCGUUUGUGAAUACGUGUGAGGGUCCUCCUCAUCGCAGCCACCCGCUGCCCCUCCCCCUCCUCCUCCCCACCUCUCCGCCAAGUACCUCAGCACCGAACCUGCAUGCCUUCCCCGUGCGCGCCCUCAUCCCCUCCGCUCGUUCCGCCAUCGGUAUCGGGGGCGCUGCCCGCGCGGCGAGGGAUGCGCGCAAGCGCGUGCGUUGCGAGUGGAGACAAGAGUGCACCACCUGCCCCAUCCAAUCAGCGGAGUAUCGCUCUCUCCGUAUAUGCUCGUUGUCUCUCCGCAUACUCGUGUGCACCACUCGCGUCGCGCCCUCCUGGUCGAGAGCAGCCCCAAUCGUGUUCCCCUGUCCUCAACUGAAUGUCCUCGGCCAACACCGGCUCCGCCGCCGCUCCUCUCGCUCCGGUCCGCUCACCCGCCCAUCGUCCCUCACGCGCCGUCACCUCCGCCUGCACUGUCGCCAGCCUCUCCACAAUCUCUCUCUGACGCCCCGACCCUCGCACAGCACGUUCUUACUGCCUGCCCAGCCUGCAUCUCCCGCAUCCACCCCACCCCCACCCACGCACUCCCACUCCCCCACGCCGACCCCCCCCACCAUCACCACCAUCGCCAUGCCCGCCUACGUGUUGUCGACGCCGCUGGAGGCCCGCGUUGCGAAGUGCGCGAGUCUGCGCGCCGUGAACGCUGUGCCCGUCGUCGUGGAGGAGGCACAGGCGCGCGGCGGCAAGGCGCACUUCAGCGCACUGGCGCGCGAGACGACGGUUGCGCAGCUUGUGGCCGCCGUGCGCGGCUUCCGCGGCGUGGACGCGAAGAAGCCGGUGACACUGACGGUUGCCGGCUGCAGCGUGUCGCCGUCGGCGACGCUCGGCGAGCUGCACGACGCGUGCAAGCAGGCGGACGACGGCAUGCUGUACGUCGCCUACACCGCGGAGCGCUCCAUGGGCGCCGCGUUGUGCACGCCGUGCGGCUCGUGCGCCUGGAACUAG
Molecule: messenger RNA, 1032 nt
Organism: Leishmania mexicana MHOM/GT/2001/U1103
Lineage: Eukaryota; Euglenozoa; Kinetoplastea; Trypanosomatida; Trypanosomatidae
Exons: 1
Coding region: 1-1032 (343 amino acids)
Source: RefSeq, a predicted model, not a curated record